This is a messenger RNA of Rhodofomes roseus, 890 nucleotides long. RefSeq names its product peroxisomal membrane protein 4. Gene Ontology annotation, cellular component: peroxisomal membrane. The coding region runs from base 67 to 702 and encodes 211 amino acids. Lineage: Eukaryota; Fungi; Basidiomycota; Agaricomycetes; Polyporales; Fomitopsidaceae. The record is from RefSeq and is a predicted model, not a curated record. The transcript has 3 exons.
CCGGCGACCAGUGCUCGCCUCUCGGUCUCGUAGUGUUCUUGCCCGUACACACCUUGUGCAGACACCAUGUCUGCUCUGUCUGCUCUGUCUGCUAUUCUCGCGGAUCCUACGUACCAUGAUUAUCUCGCCAUUCUCAAGGGUGCCCGGAACGGCCUCGUGUACGGUGUCAAAGUGCGCUUUCCUCAUGCGCUAAUCAUGGCCGUUCUAUUUGGGCGCGGAGACUGGCUCACCCGCCUUCGGACGAUACUUCGUGCCACCAAGCAACACGCUCUCAAUCUCGCCAAAUUCGUGUCCAUAUAUAAGGCGCUUCUGCUCGUCCAGAAGAGGCUGAAUGGUGGUAUGCAACGAAGCGCAGACACGUUCAUAGCUGGCCUCAUCAGCGGAUACUUUGUCUUCGGUGAUCGGAAUGCUGUCAACGAACAGAUCGUCCUCUACGUUUGUUCGCGGGUGGUGGCAUCUUUCAUCCCGCGUGCAGAUUCGCCUUACUCCAUGAAGUCUACAUCUCCCAUUUCCGUGAAGCCCGUCCCGCCCGACGCCACCAAGUUCUCCAUCUUCGCCGCACUAUGCUGGGGCGCGGUCAUGUGGCUGUUCAAUGAGAAGGGGGAGACGAUCCAGCCCGGCAUGUUCAAUUCCAUGGUAUACCUGUACCGCGAUUCUGAACACUGGGACAACCUGCGGACGCUCUUAUGGCACAACAAAUGAGGGUGCACUACCAAAUGCAUUAUCUGCGACUGCUGUGACACGAAAUGUUGUAGUUCAACAGCGUUGUACAGGUCACUCCUUUUAAUGGUAGUAAUCCUGAUGACGCAGCCUAUUUAUGACUGCUCAAUACGCGCGAGCAAGGUCCAUGAAAUCUACAAUGGCUCUGAUACAUUCUGUGCAAUGGCGUU